Limanda limanda (common dab) is the source of this 1854-nucleotide messenger RNA. It is a transcript of the gene csrnp2, whose product is annotated as cysteine-serine-rich nuclear protein 2. Gene Ontology annotation, biological process: regulation of transcription by RNA polymerase II. Gene Ontology annotation, cellular component: nucleus. NCBI's taxonomy places the organism in Eukaryota, Metazoa, Chordata, Actinopteri, Pleuronectiformes, Pleuronectidae. The transcript is spliced from 5 exons. The record is from RefSeq and is a predicted model, not a curated record. Gene Ontology annotation, molecular function: DNA-binding transcription factor activity, RNA polymerase II-specific; sequence-specific DNA binding. Bases 114 to 1748 code for a protein of 544 amino acids.
CUCACUGGGCGUUAUUGGAGGAUUGAUGUGCUGCUGGUGCUGCUGGGAGGAGAAACCACCGACGAGCUGGUCAGAAUAAGGGUCUUUGAUUCUGCCCCAGACCCCCAGUUUCCAUGGAGGCAGCUUCGGCCCUCAGCCUCAAACGACGAUAUGACGAGGUGGACCACGGCUCUCCCUUCUCCACGCCGAAGGACUCUGACGAUGACAUCACCAGCAGCGACAGCGCCGACAGCUGCGACAGCCUCAACCCCCCCGCCAGCGCUGCCUUUACCCCGACCUCCAUCCUGCAGCACAAGCCGUCAUCGGGGGGGAAGCGGGUGCGUUUCGACGUGGUGACGGUGUACUACUUCCCCCGGCGGCAGGGCUUCACCAGCGUGCCCAGCCAGGGGGGCAGCUCGCUGGGCAUGGCCCGCCACCACUCCUCCAUCAGACACUUCACGCUGGGCGAGUUUGCACGUGAACAGGAAACCAGCCACAGGAACACGCUGCUGCAGCACCUGCGCCAGGAGAAGCUCAACGCCCGCAAGAUGAAGAUGACGAGGAACGGCACGGUGGAGUGCGCCCAGGCCGACCUGCUGACCCUGGAGGACGUGUCGGACGAGGACCUGGACGUGGACGCCGUGGAGGUGGACGACUGUUUCUUCCUCCAGCCGCUGCCCACAAAGCGCCGGCGGGUCCUCCUGCGAGCGUCUGGCAUCGCCCGCAUCGACGCCCGGGAGAAAACCGAGCUCCGAGCCAUCCGCCUCUCCAGGGAGGAGUGUGGCUGCGACUGCCGUCUGUACUGCGACCCCCGGAACUGCACCUGCAGCCAGGCCGGUAUCAAGUGCCAGGUGGAUCGGAUGUCGUUCCCGUGCGGCUGCUCUCGUGACGGCUGUGGAAACGCAGCCGGUCGCAUCGAGUUCAACCCGCUGCGUGUGAGAACCCACUACCUGCACACCCUCAUGAAGCUGGACCUGGAGAAGAGCAGCCUGCUCCUCCAGGGCGCCGGGGACCAUUACGCUGAAUCCGACCCACUGUCCUCCUCCGCCUCCACCUGCCCUACCUCCCCGGACCUGUCCUCCGAGCUGGAGGAGAGCGAGCUGCAGGCGGUGAGGCAGGUUCAGGAUCUCCUGGCGGAGGAGGACAUCCUGGAGCGGGAGAACGAGACGGCUGUGCUGCACCUGCAGAGCGCGGAGGAGCAGGAGAGGAGGCAGCGGGAGGAGCUGGGUCCCGGAGGUCUCUCACAGCCUCUCUGCCUCUUGCCUGGUGCUCUGGGGGGGGAGCUGACGGAGCAGGCGGGGGUGCCGGGUGUGGAGCAGGUCCUCCUCCAGGGGCCGUUCCCCACAGGGGCCACGGUGUUGUGCAUCUCCGACCACCAGGAGGAGAACCCCUCCGAGCUCCUCAGAGACUCCACCUCUCUGCUCUACUAUCAACUCAGUGCCAUCGAGCCCGGAGCCUUCGAGACGCUGCCCAGGGGGGAGGAGCCAGAGCAGGAGGGGCGCUCGGUGAAAGAACAACAUGCGGGAGGAGACGGAGGUGUGAAGGGGAAACACGGAGGUGGAGAGGAGUCCAAGGAGGAUUCGCCUGAACAAAUCUUCCGCAGGCCAAGUUUGGGGAAGUGUCUGAGCGACGUGAUGCUUUCCUCAGAGCAACGUGAGACAGCGGAGGGGGAGGAGCCAUCGAGUCGUCAGCGCUGCCCCCCCGAGGAGCUGAGCCGAGGGGCCUCCUGCUCCGAGGGAGAGCUGGAUCCUCUUCCUCCUGAAGUCUAACUCCAGCUUCUCCGCAGAGAUUUGCACAAUAGCUUCAUCAAAGAUGAAUAAAUUACAUAUUUAAACAUUUAUUACAGCUAUCAUCGAGAGUGAUCACAGGAUUCAA